This is a messenger RNA of Orbicella faveolata, 1196 nucleotides long. RefSeq names its product protein SPMIP1-like. The record is from RefSeq and is a predicted model, not a curated record. Lineage: Eukaryota; Metazoa; Cnidaria; Anthozoa; Scleractinia; Merulinidae.
UCUGCUUUACACAUCUCCUGUACGAUUUUACGCCUCGUCAGAAAGUUGUCAGGUAAAUACGUCAUGAUUCCAGAACAAAGUGUCCUCAACUACCUGGAAAUGAACUCUGGGAAUGAACAGUUGUCCGUAGCAACGGUGUGUAGAAUUCCGAAAGAGAGUCGGUCCCGCAGAAGAAAACACUUUUGAGCAGACUAAAACAGCUCAGUAAAUCUCCCAAAAUGGUUAGGGAGCUGAACAUGGAUACGCAGCGUCAAAACUUUUGGAAAGAGUCGAUCAACAAGGAAGCAUAUGUGAGGUUAGCGUGGCACACAAGAUUUUCCAAAGAAUUUGCCCGCGAUCCGGCGGCCGCGUCUUUAGCUUCCAAAUCCCGUCAACAAGAGGGUCUGAAAAUCAACGCUCUGGAGGCGUUCAAACAAGAAAUGGAGGAAAAAGAAAAAGAGAAAGAAGAGAAGGAGAAAAGCAGUCAAAAGAAGCUGGAAGAGAAAGCAAAAACAGAUCCUGAUGCGCUUCUCGUUGAAAUGCGCCCAGUUUCCAGCGGUACAAGAAAAUUGCUUUAUGAUGGAUUCAGCGCGCUCGGUGGUGGCCGCUAUGCAUAUUUACAGCAGAGAAAGCAGAAAAAACCCGAAAUGAAGUAUGAAUUUCCUAUUACCAGUUCUUGGGAAGUUGGAUGGAGACUUCAGGACUGUGUUAAACAACAAAAUUCACCUUCAUUUGGUCGAACUCGAGUGAUUCGGGACACGUUUUACCGACCCAACGGUAUUCUAUACAAGGACACUUAAACUUGUUGAUCAAUCAAGUUUACUUUACUUUCCUUCGAGAUUUUUGUACCUUAAUAUCUCGAUACCAGUCUUUAAAAACAGACAAUGCUUUUGUAAUAUACCGGUGUGCUUUUAAUACAGGAUGACAGUUUCUCAAUCAAGACAAUUUAACUUAUUAAUUUAGACUUCAAGAUGUUAUUCAACAUAAGACCUUUGUCGUAACUUUAUAUCCUUGGCAAAUUUGAUAACAAGCAAUAUCAAAGAUAGAGCAGUUAUAUAUUAAGACUUAGAUUUUAAUUGGUGAGUUUUCUUAAUAUAUUGUUGAUUUUCACAAAGUUUUGUAUCCUUGCAGAAGGUUUGGUGAUGGUGUAUUUACUUGAGACACAAAGGAAUGUUUUGGAUUUUUACAGAAUAAAACGAUUAUGUCACGCGUGAAAA